Molecule: messenger RNA, 846 nt
Organism: Pistacia vera
Lineage: Eukaryota; Viridiplantae; Streptophyta; Magnoliopsida; Sapindales; Anacardiaceae
Exons: 3
Coding region: 1-846 (281 amino acids)
Source: RefSeq, a predicted model, not a curated record
AUGAAAGACUUGAAUGCUGAAUUUGCACUAAAAACCUUAGGGUCUCUGCAGUAUUUCUUGGGUUUGGCAGCAACUAGAACUCCAGUUGGAAUUCAUCUCAAACAAACUAAGUAUGCAACUGAUUUAUUUGUGAAGACCAAUAUGCUUGAAGCUUAUGCUUGUUCAACUCUAAUGGCCGUUGGCACCAAGUUAUGUUCACUUGAUAGUCCAGCCUUUGAACAUCCCAGUUUGUAUAGAAGCACUAUUGGUGCUCUUCAAUAUUUGACCCUCACCCAUCCUGACAUCAGCUUUCCUGUUAACAAGCUUAGUCAACACUUGCAAGCCCUAACAAAUCUGCAGUGGCAAGCAUACAAGAGGAUCCUUCAUUACAUCAAAGGUACUCUCCGUUUUGGACUGCAUUUUAAGCUAGUAGCAUCCUUGCAUAUUGAGUGUUAUGCUAAUGCCGAUUGGGGAAGUAGUCUUGAUGAUCGAAGGUCCACAAGUCGGUGCUGUGUUUUCUUAGGUCCAAAUCUCAUUCAAUGGAGUUCUCACAAGCAAAAAGUGGUAGCAUUAUCCUCAACUGAGGUUGAGUACAAAGCACUUGCCCAAACUGCUAUUGAGGUAGCCUGCAACUGUGUUUCAAAUCUGGAGUGGUAUUUCAAUCUGCAGUUUCAGUAUCUACAACUUGUGUUUCAAGUCUACAGUGCUAUUUUAAAUCUGCAGUGCAUUUCUGAUAUCUGCAGAGCAUUUCUAAUGGUUGAUGAUUUCUUUUCUGAUGACUGCUGUCUUCUUUUUGCUGUUGGAACUGAUAUUUCUGCUGCUUUUGAGAAGUUUCUGAUGACUGAAACUGGCAGUGAAUGCUGCUAA